CCAUCCCCGGCCCAGAUGUGGAGCCCGGGCGGGCAGAUGUUGCGCCUCUGCACCCCAGCAGCCCCCGCUCGGCUCGCCCUCUUCCUUCUCCUUCUCCUGCCGCCGCCGCUUCCGGGUUUUCUCCCGCCGGCGGCGGCGCAAGAAACCCCAUUGUGCGCGGCGGCUGCUGCUGCCACCGCCCAAGCCCAGCCCCGCCGUUUGGCCCCCAUUCCCGCUCCGCCAGGGAGGAGCGAGCGCCGCCGAGGCCUCUCCGAGCAAGCCUCCGUGCGCCCCGGAGCCGGCCCCAUGGAGAUCCCCCCGUCGCACUACCCGGCCACGCGAGCCGCCGGCGUGGUCGAGAACUACAUCAACUACCAGCACGGCAGCCCCAGCAAGAUCUUCGGCGUGCGAGAAGUGCGCCAAGCCAGCCGGGAGGAAAUUCCAGGUGUUGGGCACAAAUAUCGCCUGAAGUUUGCAAUGCAAGAAGAACUUCAGAAAGGCAGUCCUGUGAACUGCACCGCUGAAAUCCUGUAUCAUCACGGCGACCCACAUGUUGCACCCGAAGUGCAUUAUACAGUGGAAGGGGAGUUUGGGACGAAUACAGAGGAAGCAGACAACAAGUUUUACAACAGACUCAAGAACCUACCAGACCUAUUAGAGGCACAAAAUCUUCCAGACAAUUUCGGAAAUGUCUCUGAAGAAAUGAAGCCUGUUCGGCACUUAGCCUGGGUUGCCUGUGGUUACGUAAUAUGGCAGAAUUCAACAGAAGACACUUGGUACAAAAUGGCAAAAGUGCAAAGUGUCAAGCAAGUGAAAAGGAGUGAUGAUUACCUGGAAUUUUCCUAUGUGGUUCUGAUCCAUGAUAUUGUCUCCCAGGAGAUUAUUCCUUGGCACAUGCAAGUUUUAUGGAACCCGCAGCAUGGAGUUAAAGUCACACGGAAUAGCCGUCAGCCAAAACGUGCGGCACAGGAUUAGUGGCCACAACUUCAACCCUACUACAUUGGUACCUUGGUUCCCGAAAGGCUUAGUGGUCAAACAAAUCGGCUCCCGAACGUCGCAAACCCAGAAGUAAGUUUUCUGGUUUGUGAACGUUUUUCAGAAGCCGAAUGUCCGAUGCAGCUUCCUUGGCUUUCGAUUGAGUGCAGGAAGCUCCUGCAGCCAAUCGGAAGCCGCACCUUGAUUUUCAAAUGGUUUCGGGAGUCGAAUAGACUCCCGGAACGGAUUAAGUUCGAGAACCAAGGUACCACUGAGGUUGCUCAAAUGUCUUUAUAACAACUUCAUACAGCUAGAGGGAGGGCUACAAAACAGGCUUACAGAGGUUCAGAAACCCCUACAUGUAUAAGGACCAAUGCAAAUUAUUUUCUGGCCUCGGUGUGGUGGCUCUUGCAGGCCAGAGCAAACACUUACGGUACAGUUGUCAUAAUGCUCUCUCUGAACGCUACUUUAGGCUUCCCGGUCUCACAAGGACAACCAUAUUCUCUUUCCAUUCUCUAGGUAGAAACAGCACAAAAAAAUAAUUAUACUGAUUAAUAAAAUGUGUUGCCAAAUGGGUAGCGCUUAGCAUGAUCUCACCUAAUUAUUCCCAAAUGCUACCUACAAUCAUUGGGAAAAUGUCGAUCCAACAUUUUCCAGCUGUAGUCUGUCUCUAGUUAACUAGAGCUUCUUAUAUCUGGACCAGAUAGAAGUCCACCCACCCAGAGCAGAUUGGGGUUUUUUUGAGAAAUUUUUUGGUCCACAUCCUGUACAUAUGAAAGAUUUUUUGACCUUCUAUAUAUACUUCAUGAGCGAGAACCACAAAAAAUUGCUAACACAGACCCAAAUGAAGGAUUACAACCGACACUGUAUAAUUUAUACAUAGCCAGAUAUGAAGCUGGGGAGCACAUCUAAACUAUAAACGCUGAAUUAAAUAAAUACUUUUGCCAAGUGAGACUCGGUAGCACACUUUACCAGUGCAAUCUUGCAACAAUCACCUGUGCAUAGAUUUCCAGGUGCAAUUCUCCCAUUCCUGAAACAAUGGUCUCUUUGCUCUCGCUGUCAAAAUGAACUCUGAAAGUGGGUCUUCCUUUGUGAAGCGGUUAAUGCCUUUUGAAAACUUAUCCAAGUCAUUCUAGAGAGGGACGGGGAAAUAAACAAGGGUAAAUUAAUGUCUUUCGCAUCAUUGAGUAUAACAAGGUAGUCAAAAGUGCUGGGGUUACAGGACAAAAUACCAUAAAAAAUAGAGCUAGGUGGUUUCCAUAAACUGUAGGGUAUCAAUGGAACGUGUUGGCUUCAGAGCAUCACAAAACUUGAGACUGCUCCACUCAGUGCUGCAUUGACACAAGUAAAUACACAACUAGGAUUGAUCACACAUAAUUGCCAGGGCAUCAAGCCUACUGGAACUCUGCAGCAGGGGAACUACCACACCAAAAGGUGGCUCAGCUUCUCCUGAACACAAGAACCAAAUGCAACAGGAACCGUACAGUUUUCCUCCAAGAAAAAUCAGAUCACAACAUUCCUUCCAAAUUAAAGAAUUUUUUUACUAUUUACCCUUGUUUGGACCUUAGAUUGCCUACCUUGUUGGAUGGUUUCAUUGCCACUGAAAUGACAGGAUCAGGGACAUGAAUAGAUUCCUAUGAAAAGGAACAGAACAGAGAAACCAAAGAACCAUUUGUUAACAUAAAAACACUUGAAAAUUAUCCUUCCAGAUAAUUAUUUUUACUUUUAACGCUCAAACCCACAGGCAGCCUUCCUCUUGCUUGCUAGGACUCGAAAUUUACGGGGUUUGUUAAAACAAAUGUUUCCUAAUGCGGUAUCAGAUCCUGGUUUGUAGUCAGAAAUUAAAACGACAGUUUCCCUGUUUGGAUGGACAAAUAAAUAAAAAAUCAUAAUGGCAUUUAAGAGAAGGGAGGAGAGAAGGAAGCAUGAGCGGGCAUAGCGUUCAUCUUAUUAAACUGAUAUUGCUACA
Messenger RNA from Zootoca vivipara (common lizard), 2923 nucleotides. RefSeq names its product latexin. The record is from RefSeq and is a predicted model, not a curated record. Gene Ontology annotation, molecular function: metalloendopeptidase inhibitor activity. NCBI's taxonomy places the organism in Eukaryota, Metazoa, Chordata, Lepidosauria, Squamata, Lacertidae.